This is a messenger RNA of Gossypium raimondii (Peruvian cotton), 6672 nucleotides long. RefSeq lists its product as uncharacterized. The transcript is spliced from 9 exons. The record is from RefSeq and is a predicted model, not a curated record. The coding region runs from base 720 to 6344 and encodes 1874 amino acids. NCBI's taxonomy places the organism in Eukaryota, Viridiplantae, Streptophyta, Magnoliopsida, Malvales, Malvaceae.
UGAAUGUCCUUUUCCUUUUUAUGGUAUUUGGAGUUCAUUGAGCUUGCUAGGGUAGUCUUUGAUGCUUUUAAUGUUCAUUUUUGUUUCCUUUUUCCUAUUCACUGAUGCUUACUUGGUUUUAGUACUAGCUUUCUGCUUUCCGUAUCUUUAUUUGUUUGGUUUGCCAGACCGUGCUUCUUUUAUGUACAUCUGAAUUUUGUGAUCUAGUGAGCUCUACCUUCAUUAAUUUGACCUAUAUGAAUUUAUGAAGCUUGUAUUUUUACUCUUUACUUUUUCCAUGUCCAUUAACAAGAAUGCACCAUAAAUAAGAAAACAAACAAAAAAGUGGCAUUAGAUUGUUGGAGUGAUGAAAUAAGAAACUUAAUUAUUAGGUUGUGAACAACUUGCCACUUAUUAUGAAUUCAGAGUAAACUCUUUUCAGCAUAUUUAGCAUCAGAACGCUCCUCACCCUUGUUUAGGGUAUUCAGGAAUGUGCUUACGAAAAUUUACAUACAGGAUGUUGUCUUUCCUCAUUCUGCUUCCUUGGUUGGGUUGAGAUACCAAUUUAAGAAGCUUUAAGAAUGCAAGGGAAUGUGGGCUAAUGAAAGUCUGAAUGGAAGUAGAAUUAUUUGUGAAGUCUAUACUAUAGUAGUUAGCUGGAGGAGGAUGUCAAGCUUCAUGAGUUUAUAUUGUAUUAGGAGUUAGAUUGAUUGCAAAAACAGUGAAGGUUUUAUACGGAAAUGUUUGUGUGGUUUUUCACUUGGGUGGCUAUUUUGUGGACAAUGAGUGAUUAUUCACCUUGGUUGGGUGAGCUUUUUGUACUUGGUUCAUCUUGCUCCAUACUGGAAAUACAUCUGUCUCUUCUUUCCUUGGUAGUAAUUUUCUUCUCACAAAAAUUUAGCUGCCGAAUAGUUUUGGCUGGAUUAUCUAUGCCUGGGAACGAAGUUGGAGACAGGAUCCAUAAUUUCCUUGGCCAAGAGAGUUUCUCCCAGGGUCAGCAUCAAUCACAGGUUAUUGAUGGUACCUGGCCUGGCUUAAGUAACAAUCUCUGGGUUGGAAGCCAGAGACAAGUUGGCGGGCCUCUUGUUUCCAGUUUGAAGAAUUUAAGUGUUCAUCAAUUAGAGUCUGACAGAGGACAUGGUGGUCAGUCUUCAAGCCUGCAGCAUGGGGUUUACUUCAGUCAAUCAGGUCUGAGGCCUGACUUUGCCAGAAGUCAAUUGCAAAACCAAUCACCAACUGCAAAUGGCUAUAUACAAGGGCAUCGGGCUUUCUCAGCAAGGCAGAAUGAAACAAACUUUUUAGGAGCAUCAUCUAGAGGCUUGUCAGUUCUUGAUUCACCAACUGAAAAUGGCCCUGAUUUUCAUAAAAAAAAUUUAUCAAGGUUAGAACCUACUGAAUCUCCCAAAAAUUAUGAUUUUUUUGGAGGGCAACAACAAAUUAGCGGAAAGCAUCCUGGCAUGAUCCAAUCUUUGCCAAGGCAGCAAUCAGGUAUGACUGACAUGCAGCUGUUACAGCAACACGCUAUAAUGCAAGAAUUACUGAGACAACAACUUCCAAAGCCACAGUUUCACCUACCAGAAGCAAGGCAGUUGAGCUCUACGAAUCAGGUAUCAGACAGCCUUUCUCCAGCUCCAAUCAAUGGUGUUCCUGUCCGUGAUGUUUCAAAUCAUACCUGGCAGUCUGAGCACAUGACACCAAAUGCAAAUUGGCUACAGCAUGGUGCCUCUCCAGCCGUGCAGGGAUCCUCUGGUGGAUUUAUGUUUUCCCCUGAACAAGGGCAGAAGCAUUUGAUGGGAUUGGUUCCUCAACAGGUUGAUCAGUCAUUUUAUGGGAUUUCUACCACUGGUGCAAGAGGAAAUCCAUAUCAAUAUUCUUCUGCUCAAAUGGAUAAACCUUUAAUACAGCAGGUGCCAGCUAGCAGUAAUUCCUUUCCGGGUAAUCAGUCUGCUAUGUAUUCAGAUCAAGUUGGCUUGCAAGAUGGAACUUUGAUUUCUAGACAGCAUGAUCAGGGUAAAAAUGUAUUUGGGGCUGUGGCUGUGCAAGGUUUAAAUAGCGUUCAUUCACAGAACUUGCAGCAAAUGGUUAUCCAGCCAAAAAAUGCUGUGAUGCAACAGUCUCCUCGGAGGCAAGAACAUUGCAGUCCUCCAGAAGCAUCCCUGGAGAAGUCAGCAGUUCAGGUUUCCUCCUCCCAGAAUGUGGCUAUGCUGGAUCCAACUGAAGAAAAGAUUUUGUUUGGUUCAGAUGACAGUAUGUGGGAUAUCUUUGGAAAGAGCACCAACUCGGGUUCAGUAUUGGAUGCUACAGACUCUUUAGGGGGAUUUCCUUCUCUGCAAAGUGGAAGUUGGAGUGCUCUUAUGCAGUCUGCUGUAGCAGAAACACCGAGUAAUAAAAUAGGGGUACAGGAAGAGUGGAGUGGUUUGGGUAUGCAGAAUUGUGAACCUCCAAAUGGGAACAUGCCUGCAUCAACUGUCAAUGACGUCAGCAAACAGCUAUCCCCUUUGACUGAUUACAACUUGCAAAAGGCCCUGACUUUGAACUCUAAGCCGUUUCCCAUGUCUAUGGAUGCCAAUAUCAAUUUUGACUUUUGUAGUGUUCCUGGGGUUCAACAAUCAGGAGUUCAGACUGCAAAUGAACAGAUGAGGAUGCAUAAUGAUACCCCUCAGAGGUCUGUUCAACAGCUAACAGACGGACGAAGCAAAUGGUUAUAUCAGAGUCCUCUACAAAAGAAUGCAGCUGAAAGUGCUCAACUCUUGGAAAAUGUUGCUCAGAGUCCUGAUGUGCAAGUAAGUGCAAGGAAUGCAGCUGAAAGUGCUCAACUCUUGGAAAAUGUUGCUCAGAGUCCUGAUGUGCAAGUAAGUGCAAGGAGCAUUUCAAGUCCCCAAGGCAUAGCUGCAUAUGAUCCUCGUGGUCAAAUCCACAAUAAGCCAAACAGUUGGAACUUUGUUGAGUCUGCAUCACGUAGUGGUGGUGCCAUAUCAAAAAGUCAGGAUGCUGAAAGCUCGUUGCAAUCGUCUCAGAAUAAUGAUCACGUAGGUUCUAUGUAUGAGAGAGGUCAUGGUUCUGCUCUUGAUCAUCCUGAAUCACGGAAUGUGAAUUCCAGCUUGGGAAGCCCAGAGGUGAAUAGGGAAGGCUUUGAUCAGGAUAAUGUUGCUGCAAUAACAGAUUCAAGAACCACAAGGGUCACCAAGGAGAGCAGCCAGCAGCUUCCAAACAGCCAUAAUCUUACUCUCUGGAGAAGCAUUGAUUCUAAAGUAAAUUCUGGAUUAAGCAGGAUGCCAGCAAAUUUUAAGGAAAAUCUGGAUAAGAGUCCUCAAGCUUUUGAUUCCUCUGGAAAUAAUUACUUGGACAAGGGACUGUCUGAAGCAAAUAUGGAGAACCUCAAUGUCAAAGAAAAUUCAAAUGACAGUUUUCGCCGUAACUUAUCCCACCAUACUUCCACUGGUGGCAAUAGAGAAAAUGUCUGGUUGGAUGCAAAUGAUCCACAGGGAGCAAAACAGAAGUCAUCUGUUCAAGUUAGUCAUAAACCUUAUGGAACCCGUAACUUUCAGUAUCAUCCUAUGGGGGAUCUGAAUGCGGAGGUUGAACGUUCUUAUGGAACUAAAAGUGUCACACAAAUGCAGGGAAUACCCAAUGUUUCCCAAGGAUCUAAAGUUCAUGACCAAGGAUAUUUUGGGCAGUCAAAAUAUACUUGUCAUGCUGCUGGAGAGUCUACAGACACUGAAAAGGGUUGUUUUCAGGGCAUUCAAGUAGACGAGGUACCUUCCAGAAGCUCAAAUCCUGGUUCUUCAUGUGAGAGAUCUUUUGGUGGUUUUAUGCCAAACAAGACAGCUUCAAAUAGUAAAAAUAUGUUGGAGCUUCUUCAAAAAGUUGAUCAGCCAAGGGAACAUGGUACUGCAACACACUUGAGCUCUUCUGAACGCAAUCAAUCAUCUGAAAUGCCAGAUGCAGAGACUUCUGAUGGAUCUGUAGGCCAAUUUGAGUAUAAUAAGCCUUCUGCAUCUCAGGGUUUUGGUUUAAAACUGGGUCCUCCAUCUCAAAGGUUUACUAUUCCAGAUCGUGUAAUUUCAUCUCAGAGUUCUCUGCUAGGAGUUAAUUCUUUAAAUUCAGUUCAUGUUUCUUCUGAGGUAGGAAGGAAGGAUCGUACAUGGUUGGGUUCAACAGCUUCUGGUCAGUCCUCGACUCAUGGAGCAUCCCAUGAAGAUAUUACGAAUAAUGUUUCAAGUGUUUCUGGUCUAACCGGCAAUAAAUGUUCUCAGUAUAAUAUCCAGGGCAAUGUUUCUGCGGGUUUUACCUCUGAUUAUUCUUAUUUAAAAAGUCAUCUUCAAAGCCAGCAUUUUAUUGGUGCGGGUAGACAGAUGACACCAAAUGAAUCUGUCAAUGCACCUUUUGUUGGGUUGGCAUCUGAGUCAAAGCAGAUUGAUGACUCUUCUGAGAGAGCUCGAACUAGUCAAUUGGGUGGCAAAUCAGCACCUCGCAAACGUAAAACUGCUCCAGAUGACGACUUUUCUUCUUCAGAGACUUCUUUUCCUAUUAGUAGCACUGGAAAACAAAACCUUGCACAGGAUUCAGGUCAGCAGUUUCCGGUGUUGGAGGCUAUGCCAGCUUCACAACCCUCUGCCACUGCUGAAUCUUCUCAGCAUGGUGCUUAUACGCAAAUGCCCAAUGUUUGGACCAGUGUCUCAGCCCCAGAACAUUUAUUAGGAACUCGGUUCUCUCAGGCGUCACAAAAUUUGUUGAAUCCUCAUCAACAGUCAAAUAUUAACUCAGAAAAAACUCUUCCUGGAUCAGAGAAGCUAGAUGAUCAAAUUGCGCAGGCAGGAAAUAGUGGCCAAUCUGAGUUCCCUGCAGGCUUUGCUAAACCAAAAAGCUUUGUUGGAGAAGAGCAACCAGAAAAAGCUCAACUGGGACUAUCGGAGAAUAAUGCCAUCCAAAAUCCUUUAAGAAUGCAAAGAGACAUUGAAGCUUUUGGCCGUUCUUUAAGACCAGAUAGUGCUGUCUGUCAGAAUGAUUCAUUGUUGCAUCAGGUACAGGCGUUGAGAAAUACAGAGGUUGAUCCAAGGAGUGUUAAAAAAUUUAAAGGUCCACCUCCAGACUCUGGUUUGGAUGCUCAGCAGGAAAGUUCCCAGGGUGCAGAGCAGUUAUCUUAUGGAUCCAGUACUACGAUGAGAGAUGCCCUGGUUAACCGUACUUCAGUUCCUUCUGGAGAUUCUAAAAUGCUGAGCUCUUUAUCAAACACUGGAGAUAACCAUGAGACACAGUUAUCUGCUGAUAAUAUGUUGGCAUUUGUUCGGAAUGAUCCCCAACAUUUCUUCAAUUCUAAUAAUUCAGCUCCUAAUAUUAGGGUUGAACACUCUCAGAUCAGUCCUGAGAUGGCUCCAUCCUGGUUUAAUCAGUGUGGGGCAAUUAAAAAUGGGAAAAUGUUGCCCAUAUAUGAUGCUCGGAAAAUUGCCAUGAUGAAUGCUACAGAAAAAGCAUCCAUUGUUGGCUGGGCUUCUGACAGGUUGCCUGUUCAUUCAAGUAAGCAGAUUAAUACCGUUGCUGAUGCUAGUCUGAUGGAUAAAGCCCGGGAAAGCUCAAACUUUAUGCCAAUAGCAAGUGAGUACAUCUCCCCUCACUCACUGCCACCUGAUAUUGCAAAUCAGAAUUUGGUUGUGAGAGCAAAGAAGCGCAAAAGUAUGAUGUUUGAGUUUCUACCAUGGCAUAGAGAGGUGACUCAAGGUUCUCAAGGGCCUCAGAACAUCAGUGUGGCAGAAAUGGAAUGGGCUCAUGCAGCAAAUUGGUUGAUUGAGAAGGUUGAGGAUGAAUCUGAAAUGAUUGAAGAUUGGCUGCCAGUUUUUAGAUCCAAAAGAAGGCUUGUUUUGACAACACAGCUUAUGCAGCAACUACUUCGUGCUCCUCCAAGAGUAGUUCUUUCUGCAGAUGCCAGCAAAAACUAUGAGACUCUGACCUAUUUUGUUUCUAGAUCAGUUUUAGGGGAUGCAUGCAGCACGGCAUAUAUACCUGAAAGUAAUACAGCUGUUCCUCCUGGAAGUGGAAGCAUCCUCUCUAAAAAGCUUAGGGAGGACAGAAAUCAACUCAUCUUAAAGGCUGCAGAAGAGUUUAUCAUCAGGGCAAAGAAGCUGGAAAACGAUUUACAGAGUCUGGACAAGAGAGCCUCAAUCUUGGACUUGGGACUGGAAUGUCAGGAUCUAGAGAAGGUUUCAGUCAUCAAUCGUUUUGCAAAGUUCCAUAGCCGGGUGCAAGCUGACGGGGCUGAGACCUCAUUGUCCUCAAAUUUGAGUCCUCGCAAAUUCUCCCAAAGAUACGUUAUCGGAAUACCAAUGCCUAGGAAUCUACCUGAUAGGGUACAAUGUCUUUCACUUUGAUCAUUAAUUGAUUGAUAUUUUUUUGUUGUUUUUUGUUGGGGAAGGGGGGUUGGAGGAGAAUGAACGGCCAUUGUUAUCCGUCAUUCUUCUCUUACUAUGCUCCAAGUUCUUUUGCUCAUAAUUGAAGCACACAAACAAAUAUGUAGGAUAAGAAGCACGUAGAUCUUCACACAUUGUAGGCCAUUGAUUCUUCAUGCUGAUCAGGUUUAAGCAUUUUGAAAUUUCUUGGUUGUAUGCAUGUAUGUAUGUAUGAUGUAUGCAUGCGUGUAUGUAUGUAUGUAAUGUAUGUAUCGAAAGAAUUGGAAUAAAAAAUCAAUCUUCAUUGGAA